Messenger RNA from Lolium perenne, 1590 nucleotides. Its product is annotated as BTB/POZ and MATH domain-containing protein 1. Gene Ontology annotation, biological process: protein ubiquitination. The record is from RefSeq and is a predicted model, not a curated record. Gene Ontology annotation, molecular function: protein binding. Lineage: Eukaryota; Viridiplantae; Streptophyta; Magnoliopsida; Poales; Poaceae.
UCUCUGAAGCCCACCUAAGCCCAACAAUGUUCGUCAGGUGACCUACCUCAACCUCAAGCGCCGCUUCACGCCGCCGCGUUCCCACACUCCCCUUCCUACAAGCCUGCACCUGCAGCCGACGGCAAGCGGAGGCGGCGGUCCUCUCCCGCAUCUCAGCAAUCCUAGCUACCGAGGCACCGAGGCACCGAGCCAACCUUGGGAAUGGCAGAUCAGCGCAAGGUUUCCGCUGCCAUUGUUGCUGAAUCCGAGGAAAGGUCCUUCGUGUUCAAGGUACAUGGAUACUCAAGAGCCAAGGAGCUGUUCAAGAACGGCGAGUGCGUCGCUUCUCCCCCUUUCAGCGUUUCAGGUGACAGCUGGGUUCUCAAGUAUUACCCCAACGGCCGCUCCGCACUCAGUGCUGCUUACAUCUUUCUGCUUCUUCACUCUGUUGAUGCCAAGAAUGUGAAUGCGGAAGCUAGAUCUGUUCGUGUACUUGGCAAGGACGGUCUACCACUGCCAGUGACACAGGACAUGGGUAAUAAAUCUGUACCGGCCUUAACAGCUGAUCUGGAAUUUCUUCUUGCAUGGAUGUCCCGACCCAAAAACUCGUAUUUUGGUUACCAUGUCGAUCGGGAGAAACUGGAGCAAUCAGGGUGUAUGAUAGGUGACUGCUUAAGCGUCAUGUGUGAUCUCACUGUCAAGAAGCAUAUCCACAGCGAAGAAACAGUUGGGAAUCAGUUUGUUCUAGUCCCUCCAACCGACAUGCAGCUGCAUUUCAGCAACCUCCUGGACAGCAUGGAUGGAGCGGACGUGACCUUUCAUGUCGGCGGGGAGGAGUUCUUGGCUCAUAGGAUCGUGUUGGCUGCUAGGUCAUCUGUAUUCAAGGCGGAGCUCCUCGGCACCAUGAAGGAGAAAACCGGAAGUCCUAUUGAAAUCAGUGACAUGGAAGCUGAUGUGUUCAAGUCAUUGCUGCACUUCAUAUACACCGACUCGCUGCCUGUUCUUGAGUUGGCUAGCAAGCAAGGUGAAGCACGUCGAGAUGUGGUGAUGGCUGGCCAUCUGCUCGUGGCAGCGGACAGGUACAACAUUGGCAGGCUUAAAUUGAUUUGCGUGCACAAGUUAUGUAGCCAUAUUGAUGCCAACAUGGUGGCCACAAGUUUGGCUUUAGCUGAGCAGCAUGGCUGUAGUGGACUCAAGGAAGCUUGUUUACAGUUCCUCGCUUCUCCUUCCAGUUUAGAGGCGAUGAAGGCAAGUGACGGCUACAAGCAUCUGAAAAUCAGUUGCCCGUCUGCCCUUAAGGAGCUAAUUGCUAGGCUCCUGCCAGUUGAAAUGAAAGCAGCCAAGGAAAUUAUCAUGGAGAUUUAGUAGUGUGGCUCAUAAUGACCAAAUCUGAAUUAAUUAUGUAUGUACGCAUGUUUCAGGUUAGUUCUUAUGUAUGCUUAGAUGUGUCCUUGGGAAAAAACCUGCUAUCUAUGACCUCUGUAGGUUUGUUGGGUUAUCCAGUGUGAAUCGAUCUCAUUCUUUCUAGGGUGUUGUCUCCUUUGAUUGAAAACUAACUCCUAUCUAUGUAUAUAUAUAUUGCAACUAGACCGAGAUUGAUUCGGUGGCUCC